This is a messenger RNA of Acaulospora morrowiae, 1374 nucleotides long. The record is from the annotation of a GenBank genome assembly. NCBI's taxonomy places the organism in Eukaryota, Fungi, Glomeromycota, Glomeromycetes, Diversisporales, Acaulosporaceae.
AUGGAAUUAAUACGAGAAGAAACGAUUGACAUACCCAACGAGAAAGGGCCUCUCAUAAUCGGAAAAGGCGGUUCUAAUGUUAAAAGGAUUACGGAAGAAUCGGGUGCAAGGGUCAAAGUAGAAGCUAAUCGUUUAAGGCAUAAAGCCAAAAUCACUGGAACAGAUUCCCAGCGCGCCAAUGCUAAAAAACUUAUCAACAAAUUGAUUUACGAAUCAAAAUCAAGACAAACUAUUCCAACUAUUGGGUUUACGCUCUUGGGGUCAGAUGAUACGUUUAAUCUCAGGGAAGCAAUGUUUCGAUUUGUUAAGUUUACGGGUGAAGACUCCAACGUGCAUUCACAAAAAAAGGAAAAAUAUUAUGUCGAAAAGAUUGAUAAAACCAAUGAAGAAGAUAAAGGAGAUGAAAUCGACGACUUGGCAAACCAGUUGCGUCACGGCCUCAAUCUACCUCUUUCUAAAGGUGGCUACAUAACAUGGGACAAAUUUGACGAGUGUCUUAAUGUAAUCUUUGAACAACUGUCCAAGGCUGAUCCCACCAAUUCCGUGGGAAAAGAAAUUCGUCUCAACAUAUUUUUCGGCCGUGAGCUCUUCACCGGAGUCUUUAAGAAAACUUUUGAUUCUCAUGACUGGUGCUCUUUCAGUCGGGAAAUUGGUCAUUCAAAAAUCAGCACGUCAUUCCAACAUAUUUUACCACAGAUUGCUGAUAAUAUUCAUUUGAUCCAAGAGAAAUUCGAGUUAAAGCUGCAAAAGGAGACACUUGCUGGUGACAAAAGAAGCAUUAGCGUUUAUCAUAAUCGGAAUUAUAAGAAAAUGAAGUUGAAACUGCACUGGUUUGAAAAGGAAGAAACAUGGAAGAUAACACGAGUCGCAAAAGACAUAAAUCGCGAAGGCAAGUUGAUUCACAGAAUUGUCGAUUUAGUUUCCGGAACAAGUAUGCCUGACAUGAGAUUCUUGCUAAAGUCCCAGUACGAUAUUCGCAUUGAUAACAAGGAUAAAGAAAUGAUUGCCGACAUACAAUCUAAACCUCUCGUCGAAAGAGAAGGAUUGUGGUUUCGAAUAAGUGAUUUUAAUGGUAAACUCGACUGCACAGGGAUUAGACAGACGGUUAAAAAAAAAGUUUAUGCAAAUGAGAAAUUUCAGGUCACUCUACAAACCACCCUCCAAGAAUUCCCUGUGAAUCAAGGUCACGAAAAAAAAGUUGCAACGGAAACAAAAGUUACAACGGAAGAAACAAUUUCGGUGAAAAACCUAAGUUGGAGAGCUGUUGAAAAUAUUGACAAAUCGACGGCAUUGCAUUUCGAUGAAGAAGAGCUCGGUUCCACAAUUCGUGAUACCAUUGAAUUUGCCAGAGAAAUUGCGAAAACUGUUAUGUGA